Molecule: messenger RNA, 1584 nt
Organism: Rotaria sp. Silwood2
Lineage: Eukaryota; Metazoa; Rotifera; Eurotatoria; Philodinida; Philodinidae
Source: the annotation of a GenBank genome assembly
AUGCUCGCUAACAAUGGAAUUCGAUUUACCGACUUUCAUACGGCCUCGGCAUGUUCCCCUACUCGAUCGAUGCUGUUGAGUGGCACAGAUAAUCACAUUGCUGGUCUUGGUCAAAUGGCCGAGUUAAUGCUGGUUCACCCGGAUAUUUGGAAAGGAAAAGUUGGAUAUGAAGGUUAUCUCAACUAUCUGGUUGCUGCUCUGCCAGAAAUUUUGCAAGAUGCGGGCUAUUUUACCACAAUGAGUGGCAAAUGGCAUCUGGGCAUGGCACCUGAUCAAAUUCCGGCGAAACGGGGUUUCGAUGAUAGCUUCUCCUUGCUACCUGGUGCCGGUAAUCAUUAUGCCUACGAAAUCUCUGUCCCAUUUCUUCCACCAGUCUAUGUGCGCAACUUCACAUAUAUUAAUUAUACAACUCUGAAAGAUUUCUAUUCGUCCGAUUAUUUUGCUACCGAACUCAUCGAAAGUUUGAAAUCCAAUGCUAUGAAGAGCAAGAAGCCAUUUUUCGCUUACCUUCCUUUCACUGCUCCUCACUGGCCUCUUCAGGCACCUGCUGAUCUCAUCGUCAAAUACAAAGGAGUUUAUGACAAUGGCCCAUCUGUCCUGCGCAAAACUCGACUCGAAACCCAACGGAAACUUGGUCUUCUGUCAUCCGACAUUGUUUCGCCACCUGGUAACAUGAACGAAGAAGAAUGGAAUAAACUCACGGCUGAUGAGCAGGCUUUUAGUGCCAAAACAAUGGAAAUCUACGCUGCCAUGAUAGAACGCCUUGAUUCUGCUGUCGGACGUGUCGUAGAUUAUCUUAGAGAAACAGAGCAAUUAGAGAAUACAUUCAUCUUGUUUAUGUCGGACAAUGGAGCAGAGGGUGUCACUCUGGAAGGCAUUCCGAUCUCAUCAUCCUCACAACCCGGUCAAUACUUCAACAAUAGCUAUGCAAAUAUUGGUAAUAAGGACUCGUUCAUCGUGUACGGACCACAAUGGGCUCAAGCAGCAACUGCUCCUAGUAGGAAAGUCAAAGGCUAUAUAACCGAAGGUGGUAUUCGAUGUCCAGCAAUCGUUCAUUAUCCCAAAUUGCACUCGCCUUUAAGCAUUAGCCAUGAAUUCACGACCGUUAUGGACAUUCUACCUACUAUCCUCGAGCUUGCGAAUAUUUCUCAUCCGGGCACAACGUUUCGUAACCGUACCGUUGUUAUACCGCGAGGAAAAUCAUGGGUUCCAUAUCUACUUAACCCUGAUGAACACAUGCAUAUCCAUAGCGAGUACGAAUUCACAGGGUGGGAACUGUUUGGACAACGUGCUAUUCGUCGUGGAAACUACAAAGCCGUUUUGGUGCCAAACGAAGGGAAAACGGCGAAAUGGGAAUUAUAUGAUUUGUCUCGAGAUAAGGGAGAGUUAAACAAUUUGGCUGACGAACAAGAGGAUGUACUGAAGGAGCUUAUUGAAGCAUGGUUCGCGUAUGAAGCUGAGACAGGUGUCAUUGUUGCUGAAGAUGGCUGGGCAAUUCGGUAUUCUUCCGAUCUUGUCUCAUUUAAGUCCAUACAAAAUAUUGUUUCUCAUUUACCGAAUCAUCUGCCUCAUGACGAGAUUUAG